Molecule: messenger RNA, 1293 nt
Organism: Closterium sp. NIES-67
Lineage: Eukaryota; Viridiplantae; Streptophyta; Zygnematophyceae; Desmidiales; Closteriaceae
Source: the annotation of a GenBank genome assembly
AGCAGAGUUCAGCAUUAUCAUUUGCACGUAGUUACCUCCCUUCCUCUCUCACCCUCUCUCAUUUGCUCCGUAUCUUCUUCGCUCCUAAAGCCAGAUUUGCGGUCUUCCUUUGACGUUUUGGACACCUUGCUCUAGACUGACUUUCCAGGCGACUAUGGCCAGCCCAGCUUCCAAGAUUGUUGCCAGCAUAACUGGAGCUGCUGCCGGACUGCUGGCUUCUUAUGGCUAUCAAGGGACCAAUCAGACGAAGGUCUCCAAUUGCCAAGCCGUCGCGACGUCCGCCGACGGCAAUCGAUCGUCGGCCCCGCAGAAGCCCGCGGCUCCCAUCCGGUGCGCCAUCGAGCUCGACGGACUCGAGCUUUUCGAGACCCUCGCCCGGUGAUUAUGACUACUAGUAGCGUCUGGGAGGCUAUGGGACGCACGCUCAGUGAUAACUACUGCUAGCAGCAUCUGGGAGUCGUUGAUCUUUACCAGAGGAAGCGGAGUGAUUUCUUUUCCUAGUUGGACGACAGCGGGAGGGAGCUUUAGAGAAGAGCGGAUAAGAUGGGUGGACCACGAAGAGCGCAUUCGCUUCGGGUGUUGCACGUGAGAUUUGCCCAAAGGCGGAGAUGAGACAGGCGUGGAAGUACAUACACGAGGAGUUCCAAUGAUGAGCUCGGAACGAGCUGCUCAUACAUGGCCAUACAACGUGUUGCUCUUCAGUCGGACCUGGUUCUGCUUCCACAGUGGCCCUGGUCUUCAAUUUUGUAGUUAGGUCGUCCCAUAUGUCUUUUCAUUAUUGGUAAAUCUCAUUUUUCUGUAUUCUUAUCUGAUACAACGUUCGUUUUCUAAUGAAGAGUUUCUUGCAAUAACGAAUCACUGGCGACGUCGCGCUGCCACUGGGCGCGUCGUGCCGCGACCGGCCCGACGCGCUGCCGCGGAGUCGGGCCGUCGUUCUGCAGUCGCAGCGUCAACGCCCCGCUGCGGCAUCGACGCUGCCAUGGCGGCCGCGGCGGCGUCACGCUGUGGCGUCGUCGUCUUUUUGCCGGCUGCGCCGUCCUGCCGCGGCCGUCUCGUAACGCGACCGGGACGACGUCAGCGCGCUGCCGCGGCUGCGCCCCUCCUGGGCCUCGUCGCGCCCUGCCUGGCCCCGUCGCCCUCUGCCCGGCCCCGUCGCCCCCUGCCAGGACGCCGUCGUCCCGCCUGUAAGCGCCGCGCCAUUUAUGGCGCGACGCUGAAGACUCGCCCCGCCCCCAUUCUCCCUUCCUCCUGUCGCAGCUGCUGUCUUCUGCCCGGACGUUGCCACAUCGCCGA